Beta vulgaris subsp. vulgaris (sugar beet) is the source of this 6725-nucleotide messenger RNA. RefSeq names its product putative 1-phosphatidylinositol-3-phosphate 5-kinase FAB1C. Gene Ontology annotation, molecular function: 1-phosphatidylinositol-3-phosphate 5-kinase activity; ATP binding. Gene Ontology annotation, cellular component: endosome membrane. The record is from RefSeq and is a predicted model, not a curated record. The transcript has 10 exons. NCBI's taxonomy places the organism in Eukaryota, Viridiplantae, Streptophyta, Magnoliopsida, Caryophyllales, Amaranthaceae. Gene Ontology annotation, biological process: phosphatidylinositol phosphate biosynthetic process. Bases 1178 to 6250 code for a protein of 1690 amino acids.
GAACUUUGAGAAUAUUUUAAAAACAAGAGAGAGAAAAAGGUGGAGAAACUUGCUGGGCUGGUAGGAGAGAGAAUUCAGGGCAGAGAGAGAAAACGCAAAGCUAAAAACUGGGGUAGUAGCGCUAAACAAGGGAAGAAAACACAGGCUAUAGUUUCAGACUUUCAGUGAGCUUGACAAUGGUAGAAAUGGUGUUAGAUACCUUCAAGUUUCGAGCUUUUCCUUCAUGUUCUUCUUCAUUAUUCGCCAUUGGAGCAGCUGCAAGCAAACCAAGCCAAAGAAGUUUCAUUGUACUCUUCCUUUUCCUCCUUUUCAUUCACCUUCUUUAAUAAACUUAACCUUACUUUCCUUCUUUUCUACACUUUCCUAAUUUUUUACUCAAUCUUACUCAUAUAAUAACACCCUUUUCCCAUUUUUUUCCCUUUUCCUUUUCUGGGUUUUAAUUGAAGUUAAUUAUUUAAUACCCAUAUCAAAAAAUUGACCUAAAAUGUAUAAAAAUUGGUAUUAAUUAGUCUUCUUCUGAUUUUGAUUUCCAUAAUAGUGAAGAUUUUUCAUACUACUGUUGGUGUUUUUUUUUUAUUGUGAGAUAUCCGGAUGCUUCAAACUUUUGUGGGAUCAAAUCUAGAGGAAUCUGGGAUUGGCUGAACUGAAAUUUGAAAAUUUGGGUCUGUUUUUUUUAUUUUUAUAAAAAAAAAAAAAUACUAUUUUGAUUCUAAUUUUUGUUUAAUCAUCUGGGUUGGUGCUAGUUUGUUGGUUGGUGAACUUGAAGCUGUUUUAAUGGCACCAUCCUUUUGAUUGGUGUAAAUAAUAGGAGUAUCAUAAACUAGUUGUGUUUCCCUCCUUUUUUAGUAUUUUAUGAACUAGGAGGAGCAUAAUUUCUUUUAUUUUAGAUUGAACGGAGGAAGCAGAAGGAAACUUGGGAUAGAUCUAGGUAAAUCCCUUAAAUACUUCUUAGAAUACCCCCACCAAUUUUUUCUUUGUGGGUUGGAUUGAUUUUUGCAAUGUUGUCGUUUCCUGGUUUUGGGUUAAACAUACCUUGUCAUUGAUUACACUUGAGGUAUAUUUUAGUAUUUCUUUUUUUUUUUUGAUUUUUGUUGUUGGUGAAUUAGGUAGAGUUUUGUAUGGUUUUGAGAUCAACAAGGUUGGCUGGUGUUAUAACUUGGUGUGCUGUAUUCAUUGGAUGGGAGUGGCUGAUAACCCUUUACUAGAUCUAAUUGACAAGGUUAGGUCUUGGGCUUCUUUGGGUAAAUACAACCCUUCAUCCGUCGUCUCCUGUGAUUUUAACAUGGCUGAGAAUUCUUGCUGUCAGUGUGAACUAAAGUUUUCAGAAUUAUGCCACAAAUAUAGCUGCCUUGGUUGUAAGAGAUUGUUGUGUGGAUCAUGUGUUCGUGGCAGUGGCCCUCUUGCUGUCAUUGCUACUUCCAGUGGUAGCAAAAAUGGCGAUCACAUGGAGAAAGUUAUCAAGGCUUGCAAGCUAUGCUUUAAAGCUUCUAAGAGGCAUAUUGGAAAAGUCUAUCCCUCCGAGUCUCCACGGGCUAGCCCGGAGCCACUAUCCCCUUCUGUUUGUGAUAAGUUAAGCAGCAAUGAAGUUGCUGAGAGAACUGAAGAAGAUUGUGUGUCCGGUACAGUUGGGUUCCAGGAUCAUAACUUUUCUCCUCAUAAUAUGAGUUCCAGCAGAGUGCUAUCUAUUGCUGGUCAUCCAUCGCAAGGCUCCCUUCAUCACUCUCCUAUUCAGAGUGAUGAAGAACCAGAAGAGUCCGGGAGGCAUUUCUUCAGCUCAGCAAGUGAAUAUUGCCACGAAAAUUCAGAUAUAGACACGAGUAGUCUUAGUCUUAGGAAUGAGUCUUAUAGUUUCAGGUCAACAGGUUCAAGUCCCUUAGACAGCCCCUCUAGGUUCAAUAUUAAUACGCCUAGGGCUGGGCGCUCUGUACAGCAAACAACAGUCGGAAGCCCUAAACCUCAAAAUUGCUGUCCCUCUGAUUUGGCCAUUUUAAGAGGGCAUGACAGAGGGACCGGUGAUCCUGCUAAUGUGGAUGGUAGAUCUGACGAAGUUAACAUCAUCAACAAACAAAAUAAGACGCUUCCUAAACCUUUAGAUUUUGAAAAUAAUGGUCAUAUUUGGUUUCCUCCACCCCCCGAAGAUGAAGAUGAUGAGAUGGAAAGCAAUUAUUUUGAAUAUGAUGAUGAUGAUGAUGAUGAUGUUGGAACAUCAGGUGGCGUGUUCUCUUCUGCUGGAAACCUUCCUCAUUCAUUUCCUGCAAAAGAAAGCCAAAAUGAGGAACCUUUAAGGUCUGUUAUACAAGGUCAUUUCAGAGCUCUUGUAUCACAAUUACUGCAGGGUGAAGGAAUCAAAGUUGGCAAGGAAAAUGGCAGUCAAGAUUGGUUGGAAAUUGUAAGCAAUCUAGCAUGGCAGGCUGCUAAUUUUGUCAAGCCAGAUACCAGUAAGGGAGGCAGUAUGGAUCCAGGCGAUUAUGUAAAGAUUAAGUGUAUAGCAUCAGGGAGCCCAAAUGAAAGCACCCUGAUAAAAGGAAUAGUUUGUACAAAGAACAUUAAACAUAAGAGAAUGACUUCUCAAUACAAAACCCCUAGGUUAUUCCUCUUAGGUGGAUCACUCGAGUACCAGAGAGCUCAAAAUCAGCUGGCAUCAUUCAAUACAUUGCUCGAAGAGGAGAUGAACCAUCUCAAGUUGAUUGUCUCAAAGAUAGAGGCCCAUCGGCCACAAGUCUUGCUGGUUGAGAAAAGUGUGUCGUCCUAUGCUCAGGAAUAUCUGCUGGAAAAGGAGAUUUCUUUAGUUUUGAAUGUUAAAAGGCCUGUAUUGGAGCGGAUAGCAAGGUGCACCGGUGCUCUGAUAACUCCUUCUGUCGACAAUAUUUCUGUGGCUCGACUUGGACACUGUGAGCUUUUCCGCUUGGAGAAAGUUUCUGAAGUACUCGAGACUACUAAUCAGUUCAAUAAGAGACAGUCUAAAACCUUGAUGUUUUUUGAAGGUUGCCCUAGACGGUUAGGUUGUACGGUCUUGCUGAAGGGUUUGUGUAGGAAGGAACUGAAGAGGGUCAAGCAUGUGGUUCAAUUCGCAGUCUUUGCAGCUUAUCAUUUGUCCUUAGAGACUUCAUUUCUUGCUGACGAGGGGGCUCAUCUGCCUAAAAUGUCACUGAAGCCUUCCUAUUGUCCACCUAUCACGAUAGCUGCUGAUGAUGCAACAUCUACUCUAUCCUGUUCUGAUGGUUUUGCUCCACAUAGUGGGUCUACUGAUAUUGCUACUCCCUCUGAAGGAUUUGUUGGCAAAAUGGAAGGCAGUCAAUCUGAAGCAUCAAGUGUCCCUGUGAAUGCUGCAACUGAUAAGAAGGCUCAUGUACCUUGGGAUGGUUCAGUGGCUGAUGCAGCUGUAGCGUCCACAUCCCCUGCAACUGACAAUUUUUUUCUUGGUUUCACUGAUUCUGCUAGCGGUGUAGUUGAUCCUGUGCCAUCUGCAAUGGUUGAAAAAUUGUUCUCAGAUGAACGACAACUUAAAGAGGUAGAAAAUAUUGAAGAAAAUGAAGUCUCCAGUGACUAUCUCGCAGCAACUGAGAGCCAUCAAAGUAUAUUGGUAUCCUUUUCAAGCCGUUGUGUUUCUAAGGGAACUUUGUGUGAGAGAUCUCGGCUUUUGCGCAUCAGAUUCUAUGGUUCAUUUGAUAAACCACUUGGGAGAUACCUCCGUGAUGACCUUUUUGACCAGCCAUCUGUCUGUCGGUCUUGUAAGGAACCAGUUGAAGCACAUGUGCAAUGUUAUACCCACAGGCAGGGUGUUGUAACUAUAAAUGUUAGGAGAUUGGACACAGUAAAGCUUUCUGGAGAGCGCGAUGGAAAAAUAUGGAUGUGGCAUCGGUGCCUUAGAUGCGCACAGAUUGAUAAUGUCCCACCAGCAACCCGCAGAGUUAUAUUGUCUGAUGCUGCCUGGGGACUUUCCUUUGGGAAAUUCUUAGAGCUCAGCUUCUCUAACCAUGCCACUGCUAACCGUGUGGCAAGCUGUGGUCAUUCUCUUCAAAGAGAUUGCCUUCGUUUCUACGGGUUCGGAAGCAUGGUUGCAUUCUUCCAUUAUUCACCAAUUGAUAUUCUCACCGUCCAUCUACCCCCUUCAGUGCUUGAGUUCAAUGGCCAAAGUAAUCAAGAUUGGAUGGAAAAAGAAGUAGAGGAGCUCAAGAGUAAAAUGGAGACAUUUUAUGCUGAGGUCAGUGAUGUACUUCAUGUCAUGGAGCAAAAGAGUACAGCUUCCAGGCACUGUGCAAUGGAUUCAACUGACUUGCAUAAGCACAUUUUGGAGUCGGAGGACCUCCUUGAUAGAGAAAGAAAUCAAUACUAUGAUUCGCUUCAACAGGCUACAGAAGAUAAACAGCAGUUGGUUGUGGGAACAUAUGAUAUUUUGGAGCUUAAUCAGCUUCGUAGGUCUCUUUUAAUGGAUUCUCAUGCUUGGGACCGUCGGUUCUACUUUCUGGAUUCACUCCUCAAUUCUAGUAGUUUCAAGUUCGAAGCUGCAGGGGAUACAGGGUCUCAUGCCGUGCUUAAAGACUCCAAGAACAACUCUAUCCAGGAUUUCAAGGUUGUUGGUGAUCAAGUAGGAGGGUAUGCGGAGUCUGGCUUUCUUUUUUCAGAUUCUAUGGAACCUUCACAGCAGGGGGAGGUAUAUGGAGAUGGAAAAAUCAGUGUGAAAGAAAAAUCCUUGGCGGCUGUACCCUCUCCUGCAUCCAAUUUGUCUGAUAAAAUUGAUUCUGCGUGGACAGGCACUGACGUAGAUGCAUCUGAAUCUGUUCCUGUAGGUCAAGUAGAAAAAAUUGAUAAUCUGCCUCUUAAAAGAUUGAUGGCUCCAGUAAGGGUUCAUUCUUUUGACUCUGCUAUGAGAUUAGAAGAAAAGACACACCGAAGGUUGCAUUCUUUAUCACAAUUCUCCACUAUCAGAUCUUUCCAUGCUUCUGGAGACUAUAGAAAUAUGGUGAGAGACCCCACUGCAGAUAUAAUGAGAACCUUUUCUCAGAUUAAUCCACAUGAGGUACAAUUUGUACCUUCAUUUAUCUCCACAUCUCAUACCGCUGAAAGUCCUCGGUUACUGCUUCCACAUACAGGCCAGAGAGAUUUGGUUAUUGCUGUCUAUGAUGAUGAACCUACCAGUAUAAUAUCAUAUGCCCUUAGUUCUAAAGAGUAUGAAGGCUGGGUCUCUGAUAGGUGGAGUCAAAAGGAGGGUAGCUGCAUUGCCAAAGACGUCCAUAGAGAGGAUUCUACAGUUUCCUCUUUCCUAUCUUGGCAGUCUUUUGGUUCUCUAGAAUUGGAUUAUAUGAACUACGGAGGUUACGGCUCUGAAGACACUUUGUUGAGGAGUAAUACUACGGUGAAUGAUCCGAAGAAAUCUCCUCACCUGCAGAUUUCUUUUGAUGACGAUUCUUCAGUUGCUGGUGGGAAAGUAAAGUUUUCAGUUACCUGUUACUUUGCGAAGCAGUUUGACAUGCUUCAAGAAAAAUGUUGCCCUAGAAAAUUGGAUUUUGUGCGCUCGUUGAGCCGUUGCAGGAGAUGGAGUGCACAAGGUGGAAAGAGUAACGUAUACUUUGCAAAGUCCAUGGAUGAAAGGUUCAUAAUUAAGCAAGUAACGAAAACCGAGUUGGAAUCUUUUCAGGAGUUUGCAGCUGAGUAUUUCAAAUAUUUGAACGAUUCUCUAGACUCUGGAAGUCCAACUUGCCUCGCCAAGGUGCUUGGGAUCUUUCAGGUUACUGUGAAGCAUUUGAAAGGUGGGCGUGAAAUUAAAAUGGAUUUGAUGGUGAUGGAGAAUCUGUUUUUUAAUAGAAAAAUAUCGAAAAUAUACGAUCUCAAAGGAUCAUCUCGAUCUCGUUAUAAUCCUGAUACUACAGGAGCUAAUAAAGUUCUUCUAGAUAUGAAUCUACUGGAAACAUUGAGAACUAAUCCCAUUUUUCUUGGAAGCAAGGCAAAAAGAAGACUGGAGAGAGCUGUCUGGAAUGAUACGUCUUUCCUGGCUUCCGUCGAUGUUAUGGACUACUCGCUGCUGGUGGGUGUGGAUGAGGAGCGGAAAGAGCUGGUGCUCGGGAUCAUUGAUUUUAUGAGACAGUAUACUUGGGACAAGCAUCUCGAAACUUGGGUAAAGGCUUCUGGUAUUCUUGGUGGCCUCAAAAACGCUUCACCCACCAUUAUCUCCCCUAAACAGUACAAGAGAAGAUUCCGGAAGGCAAUGACAACCUACUUUCUCACCGUACCAGAUCAAUGGUCUUCUUGACUUGUCUUUUACCAUUUUUACCCGCCAUUCUUUUCGGUUCACAAAUCAACUGUUAGUUAAGAUAGCUAGGCAGGUGAUUCUUGUGAUACCAAGAUAGAUUUUCAGAGAAGGAAUUUCCUACUUCAUUUGAGCUCAAGAAAAGAGACUCCAAUUUUCUUUUUUUGAUGGGCGAAAUUUGGCCCAACAGAAAAGUGUUACAUACAUUAUACAGCUGAGCUGAAACUCCAUGUGCAAAGUUGUGCUAAUUAACGUUGGUUCACAUGGAUUGUUCCAAUUUUUAAGGAAUAAAGUAUGUGGGGGAUAUGACAGAACUCCCGAGCUGGCUACUUUUGAAACGUCGAGAGAUGGACCCGAUUUCACUGGAUCUUAGAACGUGGGGACUCUUUCCAUAAAAUAAGCAGUGGUGGUAUUAUCUUAUUAAUUAUUAUAAGGGGGAUUUUAUUUUGUAUUAAAUUAAUUUUUUGCCUUGAUCAUA